This is a messenger RNA of Dichomitus squalens LYAD-421 SS1, 2621 nucleotides long. Its product is annotated as DNA glycosylase. NCBI's taxonomy places the organism in Eukaryota, Fungi, Basidiomycota, Agaricomycetes, Polyporales, Polyporaceae. The record is from RefSeq and is a predicted model, not a curated record. Gene Ontology annotation, molecular function: 4 iron, 4 sulfur cluster binding; purine-specific mismatch base pair DNA N-glycosylase activity; 8-oxo-7,8-dihydroguanine DNA N-glycosylase activity. Bases 193 to 2085 code for a protein of 630 amino acids. Gene Ontology annotation, biological process: base-excision repair; mismatch repair. The transcript is spliced from 8 exons. Gene Ontology annotation, cellular component: nucleus.
GCUACUCAUAAUAUCUUGUCGCAUAUCGGGGGAUUCGGAAGAGAGCGCCCGACGUGGCCAUACGGCCGCACGUGACUUGUUUUGGCGCGCGUGUCAGAACGCGUCCACGCGCGAGACGCGGUUCAUAUUGCAAAGUCUUAUCGCCACCCAUUCCGACCAUCCGCCAAUACCCGCCGACGUACGAGUCCCCCUAUGGCCAGGAAACGCAAGAUCGAGUCAGAUGAUGACUCGUCGUUUGAGCCUAUCAAGCAAAGGAGAAACGCAGUCAUGGGGAGGAAACCAGCAAAGAGACAGACCAAGUCCAAGGGGGCGGGCAGGAAACGCGAUGCUUCGGAUGCAGAAUAUUUGCCCGAAGCCGAGGUCGUUGAGUCAUCUGAGAUUCCCCAUACACGUCCGCACCGUGUGUCUCUGCACGUUAUCGCACACGCAGCACCCCUUCGCGAGGCUCUCUUGGAAUGGUAUGAGGGCGUACACGCGUCUCGGGGCAUGCCAUGGCGAAAACCGUUCGAACAUUCAUGGGAUGCGGAACAGAAAGCUCAACGAGCCUAUGAGGUGUGGGUGUCAGAGAUCAUGCUACAGCAAACGCAAGUGGCCACAGUCAUACCGUACUACAAUAAGUGGAUGGAGAAGUUUCCUACUAUAAGAGAUUUAGCGGCAUCGAACAUAGACGCUGUGAAUAGCAUUUGGAAAGGGCUCGGUUACUAUUCACGGGCGGCUCGCCUGCUCAGCGGCGCCCAAAAGGCCGUUCAAGACUUCAAAGGCCGCCUGCCUGACAAUGCCGAAGAGAUGGAGAAGACAAUCCCUGGUAUCGGUCGAUAUAGCGCGGGGGCAAUAUGUUCCAUCGCCUACAACGAACGUGUUCCAGUGCUUGAUGGGAAUGUUCAUCGACUUCUCAGCCGCAUACUGGCGCUCCACGCACCGCCGAAGGCGAAGCAAACUCUUGAUGUUCUAUGGGCCGGCGCAGCCGUCCUCGUCAAGGAUGCCGACCGCCCUGGUGAUCUCAACCAAGCACUGAUAGAACUUGGAUCAACUGUCUGCAAGGUACGCGACCCGUCCUGCGACACGUGUCCGUUGCAGCGCGCCUGUGGCGCUUAUGCCGCAGCCUCAAAGCGCUUGCAACAUCUCCGCGGGAAUGCGAACGGCUCAGAAGACGAGCCCGUCUGCAAGGAUACGCAGUAUGGGGGGACAUCCGCGAGUUCCUCUGCGGACCUUGCACCCGUCCCAGACAUCGAGGAGUUUUGCAAGUUAUGCGAGCCCCUCCCUGACGGGAGCCUGGUGACAGCAUACCCCAUGAAGGUCGAGAAGAAGAAGGCCAGGGAAGAGUUGGAUAUAGUGAACGUUAUCGAAUGGAGGAAAGGCGCAACCGCAACUGCCCAAGAGCGCUGGUUCCUGCUGGUCCGCCGUCCAGGAGGAGGACUUCUCGCCGGCCUCCAAGAAUUUCCCACCAGUUCAAACGUUCCCGUGACCACGCCGCCUUCCGCGCAAACUAAGAUAGCGGACAAGCUCCUAUCCGCGCUUCUCGUCUCCCCGCCCCCACGUUCCUCACGCCCGCCCCAUGGCUCAGACAGGGAAUCGGAGGAAGAACGAGGGAGACAGAGCCAGGCCUAUCGUAGGUCACGACCCAAGCCUAAGCUAACUGCGGCAGGUUCCAAUGUUGCCACCAGCAAAGGCGCGGAGAGUGGCCCACGUGUGGUAAAGAUAGUGCCAGCGGGUGACGUGCUGCACAUAUUUUCUCAUAUCAGGAAGACGUACCGGGUCCAAUGGGUCGUGCUUGAGGGUGGCUCAAGCGACGAACCUCCGCCGCUCGUUCCGGAACCCGAGCUUGCAGGCCCCGCCUUCCCCAAGACGUCUAAAGGCAGGUCCUCGCGGAAGAAUCGCACGAUAGCGACCUCCCCACCCGAGCCCCAACCCCAAGGGCCAGGUGCGUCUCCGAAUGGCCUACCGCCGCCGUCCGGGCAAACAACGCAGUGGGUUCUGUUGGACGCCGUAGCCGAUGCGAACAUCGGCACAGGUGUCCUCAAGAUCUGGCGACAAGUACGCGCGCUCUGGGAGGCGAGCGUUGGCGGCACCGAUGAUGACUCAUGACCAAUGCCCUUCGCUCGUCCUAUGCACUUUGGGAUGCCAUCGCAGGGGGGCAGCGCCAGAGGGGACGAGGUCCAGAUGCUUGUGCACGGGUACGAGUCACCGAAUUCCAGGCCCGUGUGAUUCUCCCACCGCUAUCGCAUUCUUGUCGCAUACCUGGAGAAAGAGGAAAGCAGGGGUGUCCGCAUGCCACCGUAGUUCGUAUACCCUUUCUGAGUACAUAGCGCUCCGAUGGUCCGGGAAGCCCUCUAGCCGAUGACGGUUGGCAAAAGUCUAAACGCAACGCCUGAUGCCUCAGAUACAAUUGUCGCCCUGCUUUUGACAGCACGUCAUGCGCACAACCCACAUACUCACUGUACCACGAGGCUCUGACGGACGUGAGUGUGAGGCUUGUGAAUGGAUGUUGCAGCUUUCCCGUUUGUAGGGUCGUCAGAAUCCCCAGGCCUCCAGCGGGUUAUCAACUCAUGAGCUUCGCUAGAUGCACGGGUCUCGCCAAUCUAUCCUUUAAAGUCAGCAUGUCUUCGUAGAAGGCGUCUGAA